Messenger RNA from Brienomyrus brachyistius, 399 nucleotides. RefSeq names its product ribosomal protein L29 (gene rpl29). Lineage: Eukaryota; Metazoa; Chordata; Actinopteri; Osteoglossiformes; Mormyridae. Gene Ontology annotation, biological process: cytoplasmic translation. The transcript has 4 exons. Gene Ontology annotation, cellular component: cytosolic large ribosomal subunit; ribosome. Gene Ontology annotation, molecular function: structural constituent of ribosome. The coding region runs from base 89 to 289 and encodes 66 amino acids. The record is from RefSeq and is a predicted model, not a curated record.
AAUUAUUCGGUUAAUUUCCCAUAAUUCUCCACGCUAGUUCUUCCUCUUCCGGUUGGGAUUCUGUACGUGUGGAAGCUAGACUAUCAAAAUGGCAAAGUCGAAGAACCACACCACCCACAACCAGUCCCGCAAAGCUCACAGAAACGGCAUCAAGAAACCGAGGACUCACAGAUACGAGUCUCUGAAGGGGGUUGACCCCAAAUUCUUGAGGAACAUGCGAUUUGCUAAGAAGCACAACAAGAAAGGACUGAAGAAGGCGAGGGCUGCUAAGCUGGCGGCUGCCAAAUAAACUGGGGGUGUCCCUGUGGAUGUGGCCAUGUCACAGUGCUUGUGUGGACUGCUUGUUUCCAUCUGACUCAGGUUUUGUACUUGAAUAAAGCAGUGGAUUGAUUAAAACAA